Molecule: messenger RNA, 796 nt
Organism: Leptomonas pyrrhocoris
Lineage: Eukaryota; Euglenozoa; Kinetoplastea; Trypanosomatida; Trypanosomatidae
Product: putative RNA-binding protein
Exons: 1
Coding region: 140-796 (218 amino acids)
Molecular function (GO): RNA binding
Source: RefSeq, a predicted model, not a curated record
GGGAAAAGCCCGCAGUUUUUCUUUCUUUCACGGUGUCGUUCAGGUUGGUGCGCCUUUUGCCUUUCUUUUCUUUCUUUGAUCGCUUACUGCUCUGCUUGUAUUUCCUCAAGCAAACCAUUCACAUAGCACCAUCAUCACCAUGUCAUCGAAUCCCAACGAGAAGACGGAGGUGCCCUCGGCUGAGGUGCAGUUUAACGUGGAACUGGACGCUGAGGCGGAGUUAGAGGAGAUGCGGCGCCAGGUGGACAGCCUGCAGGAAGACAUGCAACUGAAGACACUGCAGGAGUCCGCGGCCAAGGACGAAGGCACGCGCAAGACGGCGGCGGCGACGGCGGCAGUGCACGCAGGCGCGGCGAAGACGAACUCGUCUAUUUUUGUGAACGACCUCGACACCCGCACAAACGAGGCAGACCUGCGCGUCUUCUUCGCCUCCUGCGGCACAAUCACCCGCGUGACGGUGCUGAAGGACCGCCAGGGCAACCCCAAAGGAACGGCCUACGUCGAGUUUGAAUCGGAGGAGCAGGCGCACGCGGCGCUGCUGAAGGACGGCCAGUCGCUGCACGGAAAGCCGCUGAAAGUGGCGAUGAAGCGCGACAACAUUCCGGGCUUCAUGCGCGGCGCCCAACGCGGCGGGGGCGGCUACAUCCCUCGUGGCGGUCGCGGCGGCGGAAACCCGAUGCAGCAGGAAAUGGCCACUCUCGCCAUGCUGGCGGGGAUCAUGAGUCAAGGCUUCAAUCCAUACGCGGCGGGCCGCGGCGGCGGUCGCGGUCGUGGCCGCGGACGCGGGAACUAUUAA